AUGACAUCCCAUCCUACCCUUAAUGCCACGACAAGAAACAGUUCCAGCACUUCUCCGAUCGAACGCCGAAAGACUUCAAGCACAUAUUCGAGUUCGAACCAACGAUACAGUAAUGACAGCAGCGGGACAGGCGAAUCUAGUGCGGCAGCAAGCAAUCGAAAUAGCUUUGCGACAAGCACCUUGAACGAAGAUGAAGGAGAACAACAGGGGGACUUGGAUGGAAGCAUAGAGGACAGGACUAAGAAAGAUGGCAGGAGUAAAAGUAGGGCUCACAAUAAAAGUCGAAGCGGCGGAGGGUUCCUGCUGUCAAAUUCUCUCUUUCAUCGCAACGGGGAGAGCUCGUCCACGUCCAAUGCAGAACAUCAAUCUCGCAGCCGAGGAUUACUUCACGACUUAAAAGGCAAAUCAGCGGACAAAAAACAGAACAAAAGACAGUCGCGCAAUAGUAUUGCAGUGGGAAGCCCUCUGGCUGCAAAUGUGACCAGCGCUCCCACGGCUCAGGAGAUUGAACAGGAAGAUACGGUGGAUGAAAAUACGACGCCACAAAGCGAGCAUGGGCAAGGCACAGAAGCAUCCGAUAAACCUGUUUCGAAUGGAUUGGACGUUGAUUCCGCCCAGAUUGUUAAUUUAGCUCUAAAUCUCAGUGAAAGCAGAAGGAUCGCAUCGAGACGCAAUGUUUCUACACCAGUACCUCCAAGCACUGCAGGCUUCCGAGAUGAGAUGGCAGGAGGUAGCCUGCGUCACCAUUUACAACAGCAAAGGAGGGUGUCUAGGAACAUCUCACCAAAGCCCGACAGAAAUGAUAGAACGCUCACAAGUCCUCCACGUCUUUCGUCAGGAAUAAGAGUCAGUCCCUUACCAAUAGCAUUAGAUGCAUCUGAGAUUACCUAUGAAUAUCAUUUCUCUGCAUCUACCUUGGCAAGAGCAGAAAAGGCUAAGAGGGCAAUUGAGCUUAUGGCCCAAUACCGUCGAUUGUUACAAUAUGUUCCUCCUUUGAAAGCUGGACUUCUAGAGACGAAUCAACAUAGCAGUCCAGGCUCGACUUCUGAACAUUCUCAUCGCGUCUUUGGGAGGGAGUAUAACCCUUUACAGUACAUAAGGAAUAGAAAAGUGCGUGCUCGGGCUCGGAUCUCCAUCGAUGGUGAGGCAGAGGAAUUCGGAAAUGUCUACAAGGUAUCAUGGUGGGUUGACGAGGUCUCAAAAGCCGCUUUAAGCGACACGUUUGUCAAUGGGAAUCAUGUAGCACUACCGCCUUUCUCCAAGUCUAUAGAAGAAGGUCCUUCGCCACAUACAUCACCUCGGUCUGCUGUGAGUAAGAAUCAGACAGCCCCCAAGUUGGCAAGACCAAGAAUCGACUGGGCUACCAACCCUGCAGACAUGCUUGCAGACAUCUAUUGGAUGGAACAGGGUGAUAACAAGAUGCUGAUCGAGGAUCGAAAUGGGAGACCGAUAUUUCCUCGAGGCAGGCAAUCCAUUCCACGCAGACCCGAGGAUUUUGAUAUCCUCGUGACGCCGGACCAUUUUCAUCACAAAAAGUCGAACUCGGCUGUAGACCUUCGUAUCGAUACUAAACUUCCCGAUUUCAGAUCUUCUAAGGUCGAUUCGGAUAAAAAUUUAGAAAGUACAGCCUCUAAAGUUCGGCACAAGCUACACGACGCAACUCACCCACAACAUGGCAGGAAUAGUGCAAGCCGCGAGCGUUCCCGCUUCUUACGAUCUAGGAGCCGAUCUAGUUCUGAUUCCUCUGACAGUGAGCAUAUAAAAAAAUUCUCAAAACGAAGGCGUCGUGGGACGAAUGAAAGUGAAGACGACUAUGGUAAAGACAUUCUUGAGAAGCAGAUGCUGGAAAUGCUUGCGAAAGAAUCAGGAGGUUCGAAUUGGACGACACCGAACAAGGUUGAUAGAAAGGCUUCUGUUCCGGUUAUUGAAACACCAGCGCUUCCCGUGCUCCGCAGCGGGGACAAAUCUGAUUCAAGUAUAAGCCUGCGCCAAAGAAGGACCGAUUUGAAAGCUAUCGACAAAGAUUCUCCUACUAAGAAAAGACGCCCAUUCAUACCUACUUCAUCAGGUCGACCAAGCCUUGAAGUACCAAGCCUUAGUCCUCGAAACUCUCUAGAUGGUCUUGACACUACUGCACCCAAUUCUCCACAGGUCCGGGCCUCCAAAUUAUCUAAUUUUGUUCCCAGUAUUGGGUUAGACCUUUCAUCACCUCGUAGUCGCCGGUCAUCUCCAAAUAGAAAGCGGGCAUUAUCACGGGUCAGGUCCAAGAUUAACCCGUUCCGUGAACAUAGCAGAGACCGUGGUGGUGAAUAUGAAGCAGACAAAUCUCGACUUUCGAUUGAUUCUAUUGGUUCUAUAGGCUCGAGAAUUGAUCCAAGAGAGCAUAUUCUUGAAACUAUAAAUGUUCGUAAACGAUCUAUGAGCCCUACGAAGAAAGUUAUAGCAAGAGAGAAAGAUGAGGGUUCAAAGCCGCUCAAGAAACAGAGUAGCCUACGGAGGGCCAAAGGCGAUGAACCCUCUGGCAUUCGAGGAUUGUUCAAAGGCUCUCGUGGACCAGUUGCUAGAGUUAGUGAGUUUUUGUGGAAAAAGGAUUCGAAUAAUUCUGCUGCGUCGACCGAUGAAUCUGAUAUGGAAGAUUACCACACGCCAGUGCGCGAAAACGAAAAGAUAAAUUCUAUUGAUAAACAAGACUCGAGGCCAGUAGAUGUGGAGGUGCCGCAAGACAAAUCGAUUCCAACCUAUAUUAAUGAUAUGCCUACAUUCAAGUCGCCUUUGGAAAAUCGUGGGAGGUCCACACAGAGCCGCAAAGCAGAAGCAGUCAUCGAAGCAGAAUCUACAGAAGUCGAAAUUUCAUCUAGGUCAAAACUUGAGCCUCCCCCAAGGAUUGAGAUCGACGGGGUUUCACCAGCAUCGUCUCCAGAAGGGGAAAACCGGCGCACUUCUGAUGUAUCCGAUAUGUCAACUCGCAAAAGGAGCUCUGCCCGAGGUGGUCGUAGCGCAGACGCUCGACUCAAUGCCAUACUUGGAUACCCCGGUCACAAGGUCGAUAGAAUGCCAGUCACUGGCUUGUCACAAAUCGAGGCCAAUGAAAGUAGACGCCCCUCACUUGAUGCAAAUCGUCGAUGGAGUCACUCGGAUAGCGGAAUAUCCGUUCAUCGUGGUCCCAUCACGAGACGUGACAUUGCUUAUGUCAAAACCCGUCUGUAUAGUUCCGGUGUCAAGUCAACGUACCUUGCACGCCGGGCCGCGGAACCAAUAGACUUUCGAACUGCGCAAGAGAAAUGCUAUGAAGGUAUCGGUUCUCUUACCAAUAAGUCUCUUCCCCUGGUCCCGAGAUCGCAACAGCAUAUUCUAGCAGCGAACAUCAUUCGUGAUGAUAUUCAACUUUCAGUACGGUUAUGGCAACAAUCUCAAGAAAACUUCUCCAUGAAUACUAUCCAAACACUAUUGAACGACAUGGGAGCUCUGCAUAGUCGCAUAAUGGACAACUUAACUCCAAUGGCGAGAAAGGCAGCGGAUGAAGCGGAUGAGGUGUCGAAAGAUUUGGUCACCAGUCAGAUACUGGAAGUUAAUAAGUUGACGGCUAGUAUGGAUAAGAUGAUCAGAAGAAGGAAGCGAAGGUUUAGAUGGGUGAGGAGAGGAGGGUGGGUCGUGGUGGAGUGGGCAUUGGUGGGAGUAAUGUGCUAA
Molecule: messenger RNA, 3687 nt
Organism: Sclerotinia sclerotiorum 1980 UF-70
Lineage: Eukaryota; Fungi; Ascomycota; Leotiomycetes; Helotiales; Sclerotiniaceae
Exons: 2
Coding region: 1-3687 (1228 amino acids)
Source: RefSeq, a predicted model, not a curated record